AUGGCACUUGAGGGAUGGACUGAACCUAGUGAUGACAACAUUGGCCGCUUGAUCGUGAAUGAACGGUCCAUCACAAACAUUGCCCAUAAUGAUCCAGGCAGCCAAGAUAGUCGAGCAGAGAACCCGGUGAUUGAAUGGUAUCCAGGCAAACUCCGGGUCACAGAGCACUUCUUCCAGGUGCCCCGUGACUACUCCAACCCUUCCUCCGGUACCAUACAGCUAUUCGCCCGCUCUGCUCUCAAAGCAGAGAAACCAGCAGAUUACACGGCAACGUCACACAUUGACCCGAAAAAGACGCAAUUACCAUGGCUCGUCUAUCUCCAAGGUGGUCCCGGCUUCGAGUGCCGACCUCCCCAGCAGAUGCCCUUUACUCAGGCCAUCCUCGACAAAGGCUACCAGAUCCUCAUGCUUGACCAACGCGGUACUGGCCUGUCAACCGCAAUCAGCCAGUCGAGUCUGCAGCUGCGUGGCGACGAGAAGGUGCAAGCAGAGUACAUGAAGAGUUUCCGCGCAGACAGCAUCGUCAAGGACUGUGAAGCCAUACGCAAAGCGCUCACGGCAGACUAUCCCGAGGAUAAGAAGCAAUGGAGUAUCAUGGGCCAGUCAUUUGGUGGCUUCUGCUGCACCACCUAUCUCUCCUUCCACCCAGAAGGUGUCAAAGAAGCGUUUUUGUUCGGUGGCCUGCCGCCGUUGCGCACCCAACCAGAUGAAGUGUACACGCGCGUGUAUGAACGCGUCAAGCAGCGAAACGAAGCCUACUACGCAAAGUAUCCCGAGGACGUGGAUCGCGUCAAGCGCAUCAUAAAGCUGCUUUCACGAUUCGGAGAUACCACUGUUCGCGCCCAGGGCGGCGAAGGUUACCUGUCUGCUCGCCGAUUUCUGCAACUCGGCAUAUACUUUGGCAAGCACGAAGGCUUCGAAGAUGUGCAUGCCCUCGUUCUCAGAGCCGAUACCGACCUUACUCAGUUUGGCCAUCUAACGCGACCGUCGGUGCUCGCGCUGGAGGCUGCGCAAAGCUUUGAUUCAAACGUCAUCUAUGCCCUGCUACAUGAGCCGAUUUACUGUCAGGGCGAAUCUUCCAAUUGGUCUGCAGAGCGUAUGCUCGAAAAAUUUCCCGAAUUCUCCUUGGAGAAUGUCGAUAGCGACAAGCCGGUUUACUUCACGGGCGAGACGAUUCACCCAUUCAUGUUCGACACCUAUGCGGAGCUCAUCAAGCUGAAGACUGUGGGGGAGAUGCUAGCUGCGGAGAAGAAUUGGCCGAAACUGUAUGACCAGGAGCAGCUGAAGAAGAACAAGGUACCGACAUACGCAGCGGUGUACUUGAACGACAUGUAUGUUGAUUACGACUUGAGUAUGGAGACGGCAAGGGCCAUCAAGGGAUGCAAGCCUUUUGUGACAAACUCGAUGUACCACAACGCCAUUGGCGCAAAGACGGACGAUGUAUUGAAGGAGGUAUUUGCUCGGAGGGACGAUGUCAUCGACUAA
This is a messenger RNA of Plenodomus lingam JN3, 1485 nucleotides long. NCBI's taxonomy places the organism in Eukaryota, Fungi, Ascomycota, Dothideomycetes, Pleosporales, Leptosphaeriaceae. The record is from RefSeq and is a predicted model, not a curated record.